This is a messenger RNA of Erythranthe guttata (spotted monkey flower), 1976 nucleotides long. RefSeq names its product sarcolemmal membrane-associated protein. NCBI's taxonomy places the organism in Eukaryota, Viridiplantae, Streptophyta, Magnoliopsida, Lamiales, Phrymaceae. The record is from RefSeq and is a predicted model, not a curated record.
UGAAGUAACUUCCGGAAUAUUAUUUGUACAAUUUUCUCUAGAAAAACCCUGACCCCCAUCCCCGACCUGAACGCCACCGCAAAUCGGCCACCUCCGCCCACCGCCGUGACCAUUGCCGCCGAUGCCGGACGACGAUAAGGUGACUGCGAUAAAUAUUGGAGGAAAUUGAACUUUUUUCUGAGGUCAUCGGUCCCUGCUUUGCAUUUUUCGUCGCCGAAAUUAAACUACACAGAUAUUAGAAUGUGUGUGCUUUGUAAGAGAUAACUGCCUGUAUUAAAGGUCUAAAACCUGGAGUUGAUUAUGGCAAGCAAACGAGUCCCUCAUCCCCACCUUCACCGUCCUCUUCCCGAUCCAUAUGCCUCGGGUGCAGUGCACCCUGAUCAGUAUGCCUCGGCGAUUCGUCCACCACAUGGCGGUUUCCCACAUUUCGAAAUGCUGCCUCCUCACGAGGUAAUGGCGCACAAGCUCUCCGCACAACACAUCGAGAUAGAGAAACUCGUAACGGAGAACAGGAGGCUUGCUGCCACUCAUGGAACUCUAAGGCAAGAUCUUGCUACCGCGCAGCAAGACCUACAGUUGAUACACGCUCACAUUGCGGAUGGGAAGGCUGAAAAGGAGCAGCAGAUGAAAGGUAUUAUAGAUAAAAUGUCGAUCAUGGACUCGGAACUUGAAGCUGCAGAGCCCAUUAAAGCGGAGUUGCAGAAAGCCCGAGCUGAAGCACUGAGUUCGGUUGCUACAAGGCAGGAACUUAUUUCAAAGGCGCAGCAGUUGAAUCACGAUCUUCAUAAGGCUCACUCCGAGGCACAGCAGAUCCCUUCUCUAAUGGCUGAGCUUGAUAGCUUGAGACAGGAGUAUCAGCAUUGCAGGGGUACUUAUGACUACGAGAAGAAGUUAUACAAUGACCACCUUGAAUCUCUCCAGGUGAUGGAGCAGAAUUAUACGGCAAUGUCGAGAGAGGUGGAAAAGCUAAGAGCAGAGUUAACUAAUUCUGCAAAUUUUGAUCCACAAACAGGUGGGCCUUACGGUGGAUCUGCUGGAUAUAACGAAGCUGCUCUUGCCGGACACUAUGCGUCUGCUCAAAACGCCUAUGCUGUAGGACAGCAGGGGCUAGCCCCCCUUCCCGGAGAUGGUAGUGGGGGUGGAGCUGCUGGUGCAGCAGCUGGUACAGGGGGUAAUUCUCCUCAUGUUGUAGGGCAAUCUGCUCCAUAUGGUUCAUCUAGAGUGGGAAUUGGUUAUGAUCCACAUAGAGGCCCAACUGCCUCGUCCCAUAAUAAUAAUAAUAAUAAUAAUAUUAAUAAUAAUAAUAAUAUUAAUAAUAAUAAUGUCCAAAGAGGGCCUGUAUAUGAUGGUCAGAGAGGAAAUAGACCCGAACCGCAGUCGGUGCAGAGAAAUCCUGGUUAUGGUGGACCAAGUGCUCCAGUUUAUAAUAGAGGUUUAGGAGAUGAAAAUCAAACGGGAGCUAAUUACGAAUCACAGUACGACCCUUUGUCUAGAGGAGGUGGUGCUGUAGGAGGACCCCCUCAAGGGCAGGUUUCUGCUAACAACGUACCUUAUGCUUCAACACCGAACAAUAGAGCUGGAAACCCAGUUCGUAGGUGAAACACGUGAUUUUUCUGGAACUUCUUAAAGGUCAUUUCUUACAAUUCUUUCAACGGAGAAUGCAAGAUUUUUAUCGUGAAGAAAGCAAGUCAAAUGUUGGGGUGGAUGCAACAUAAAGACUUGCUUCUAUGGAACAGACCAUGCAGCAUGCAAUAUAAAGAAUGUACUGAUUUUUGAACUAUCCACUUGGUCUUGUUUUGAGUGGAAUGCCUCGGUUAGAAUUGAACUGAAUUUAUUUCCAAUGCGUCGAAAUCCAAUUUUUGUUAUUUGUUAUGAUGUUCUGUAUAUCCAACUGGCACAAUAUUAACGCUUCGUAAAUAUUGACUUUUCCAGGUAUUAGAGGUGCUCAUCUUAUGUUAUAUUUGGUAUUUUGCAGC